UAAACAUGCUCUAUGAUUAGGCAGCACUCACACGUUAAAGUUAGAACAUGGAACAUUUUAAUAAAAAGCUGUAUUUAAAAAAAAUAAACCUCAGCCGGGCGUUCAGAGGUGUGCAGAAUGAAUGUACAGUUUCUCCUUUUAAAACUAUAUUUUAAAAGAUAAAUAAUCAAAUUUUUAUUCUGUCGGGCACAACACCGUGUUUAUGUUUACAUCUACCAGCCACUAGAGGGCACCGUUGAGCUAAAAAGUCAGCUCAGCAAGGCGAGGCUGGGACUGUGUAAAAUGGCAGACUUGAAAAGUCAAGCAGCUGAUUCUGAGCCCAGAAGAUGUUCUAACAGUAAAUACUGUUGUAAAAUAAACGUAUUAGCAGAAGUUAGUCCUUAUCCUGUAGGGGUUGUCCCUGAACAUGGUGCUGGAACGUGUCAGCAGUGAACCAACAUCCCAACGGCCAGAAAAUUAGUCCUGUUGUGGCAAUACCACCUCUGAACACCAGAGUUUGCCAGUGUCAGUGUUCCAUAUUCUACCUUUAUAAGAUUUUAGCUCGUUUGACACACAGUGUUACACUAACAGCUGAUCUCAGUAAAAUGUUUAUUUUUACAUUUUCUGACUGGUUGCUCAUCUUUUUUGGGGCCCAUUAUUUUUGAAACUAUCAUUUAAAUCCAGUUGAAAUAAAGUUUCCACUGAUAUUCAGUAGCUGAUUUGUUGGGGUUUUUGUUUGUUUGUUUCUUUUCUUAAAGACUUCUACUUAGACUGUACACACAAGUUUAAUCUCUUGAGGAUUUUAAGCUCUUUGUAUUUUGUUUGACAACUUUAGAUUAAAUGUAAAUUAUCAGGGUUUCAUCUGUUAGACUUAGACACCAUCUCCCAUCACUUCCAUUUGUGAUGUUGUGGUCCCCUCUUGCAGUUCUCUAUUGUUUAAAGAUCAAAUUCACUCAUAUUUUAACACAUUUGCAGUUGUUUCUAGUGGGAAUGAAUGCCGUGUAAAUUGUAUUGUGGGGAAUAAAAGCUCAGAUGCUCUUGUUUGAGGAUAGAGGACGUCAGCUGGAGGAGCUUGAGAUGACUAUUUGGACUCUUAUUUCAUGAUAUUUGGACAUCUCACCUCUAAUUUGAUGUCAGCAACGCAACUCUACCACUGGCUGUUCGAUAACGUUGAUGUUUAAUCUCCACAAAUAACACAAGCCUGAAAGAGUUCUGCUGUGUGGUGGAGCUGCUAAUGCUAACAUUUAGCUUCUACUAGCCAAGACGUUCUCUGCUGUUUCCUGGACGCUAAACCAACUGCAGCCUGGGUGAGUCCAUGAGUGUUAAGUGACAGUGGGACGUAGAUAUGUCAGAAUUUUCUGAUCCAAUCAUUUUUCCGUCUAUUUUCUAUCAGAAGCUAACGCAGGAAAUUCUUGGAUGGGUAUAUCUGCGUGUUUUCUGUAUUCUUUUUUCAAUUUGAAUAAAUAAAGUUGAACAUAAAAAAUAAAUGUGGUAGAUGAUCAUUUUCACGUUCAGCCUGCAGCUGUGACCGAUCUACAUAAUCAGUGAAAAUGGUUUUUCAGUGAAGCUUCUCUUCAAGUUUCUGCAGAGUCUGUGUCUGGUUUUGAGUAAGUUCUAUCAGGUUCUAACUGGUUCUAUUGGGUUCUCUAAGCAGGUUCUGUCUGGUCCCAACUAGCUAUGAACAUAAAGGAUCUUGUAUCUGCCAUCAGGUCUGAGCAAGUCUUGGACUGAAGACACUGAUGUGAAGUUAUUGUCUACUGAAGAGGACGAUCCGCCCUGCUGAAAAACCAGCAUGGAUGGUUACCCUGUGUUUUGGUGUGGGUUAGCUGGUGGAUCAGCAUGCAAUGCUCUCUAGAGGUUCAAGAACCAUCCCCGGAACAAACCCGCCUUCUUUAUCAACUCCUUCAGGUUUUAACAACCACUGGCUCUGAUGCUGCAACCCCAGCAGAACUCUGGAACAUUCCAUUCCAUGAUUCUGUGGAUAUCCCGACGCUAGUGCAAAAGUCCCUUGCUGACUCGCCUGUUGUGCUUGUCAACAACUGCACAUCUGAGAGGAAAAUGCUGAGGAGGGAGAGCUGGUGCUAUGUUAGCUUUAGCUUAGCAUUUCACAUUCCACUGCUUUUGUUUCCGCCCUUUAGAUCUUCUGAUCUGCUGAGUUACUCACGCAGCAUCAACAUGUGAGCUCAGGAAUGAAACCAAGGUCUCUGUGUCCAGUUCUGUCAAAUGAGACUUAUGGCAAUUUAGGUUUGUGAUUGUUAAAAACUGUCCUCCUCGCGUCUCACUCGUUGUCUUAGUGAGCUGGAAUGAUGGGCUUCAAACUAAAUGAGCAGCUGUGUGGAAGAAUGUCUGGGUGUUGUUUAUGUCUACCAUGCUGUGGCUUUUUUAUGUUUUAAUUUUACUGGUAAUGUCUUGUUCUUAACUGAGACACACUAUGUCCCCACGUCCAUCAAAGACGUCUCACAAGCCCCAGAAAAAAGGCACCCGGUAUGUCAAGAUGGUGACGAAGCCAAGCGAGCCACCUUUGCUAUUAAAAUCAGCAUAGAGCAUGAUUUUAAAACAGGCAGAAACCAGGUGCUCUCUACAGCAGCUGUAAGCCACGAGUCAAUGCAGGGGGAGGGGCUAAAGGUGUAUGAUGAUGGGCGGAAGUCUGUGUACGCUCUGCAGUCUGAGAGAGACCAAAGUCCCGGAGGAGCUGUGGAGGUAAUGACCCCCACCCAGGUGGAGGAGCUUCUGCAUCAGGCCAUUGAGGAGGGGGUGCAGUAUCAUCAGCCUGUCUUCUCAGCACCUUACAUGGGUACGAGCAGACCGCCAACACCUCGGACACCAACCAAAUCACACCUCAAAGACAAAACUCAGUGCAGCCAAGACCUGAAAGAACAGACCCCCCCGCAAAUACCACAACCAGACCUCCCUUCAGGCGCCAAGACACUCUGCUGUAGCACUUCAGGACAGAAUCAAAGGAAUCUGAAUCUUUGGUCAAAGUUCAGUCAGACAUCUCCACCGGGAUCCACCUUCAUGAACACCGAUGCCAACAGUCCAAACUCUGUGGCUCCUGUCCAGGUUACAGUCAGGUCUGGGGGAACACCUGCACCUACCUAUGGAUCUCCCAGUGGACUCAGCCCGUCUUUAGUCAACCAUGAGUCUGCUGCUCUAAUAGAGAGAUCAGCCAAUUCUCCCAGACACAUACCCAUCCACCCGGAGAACCGAGCCAACACCGAAUCCAUCACCAUGGUCUUCAUGGGCUACGAGGACGCUGCAGAUGAAGAGGAAGGUGUCCAAGCUGAGAUAGUUCUGAUCACCGACAGCAGUGAUGAAGACGGUGCAGACAGCUGUGUGGGAAACCAAAGAGAGAGGAAGGAAUAUUUAUCAUAUCACCCAGAGGGAUGCAAGAGCAAAAUCUUCCAACCCAAGAUGGGCGUGGUCAAAGUUUCACGUGACGGAGACCUCACCGAGGAGGGUUUGGAGCUCCGCAAGCCGACAUUCUGUCACAGGUCCGGAAAACGCAGCUGGUCUCUGCAGAAUCAGUAGGUCCAGGAGGCUGGAACCAGCAGCACCGGUACCAUCGGUACCAGCGUCUGUUCCACAGUCAGAUGAGACCAAGCCAGAGAGAAAACACCACAGGUCUUUAUUCUGCCUUCCUCCUACCUCCCUCUAGGACCUGUUUCAUAAACGCUGUACUGCCCUCUGCGGGCCUAGAUCAUAACUGCUGUCAACGUUAUUUUAGCUGAUUUAUAAAUAUUUCUCAGGUCAACAAUAACCAGGCUGUUUUAAUUACGAUGCAUUGGUAUUAUCAUUAUUACACUUUUUAAUCUUCAUACAGACAUCUACACACAGUGAAAACAGCUGUUGGAUUAUUUACCUGCAAGUGUUUUUACUGAAAACAUUUUCACAUCCGUUUGAUUAAACUUCCGUUAUGAAUGCAGCUGCCUUGAGUUCUGGGCUGGAAAUGAAAAUCUGUGAUGUUUCUUCUAAAUAAAGGAUCAUCCCUCAUCAGC
This is a messenger RNA of Nothobranchius furzeri (turquoise killifish), 3974 nucleotides long. NCBI's taxonomy places the organism in Eukaryota, Metazoa, Chordata, Actinopteri, Cyprinodontiformes, Nothobranchiidae. The record is from RefSeq and is a predicted model, not a curated record.